Messenger RNA from Fusarium redolens, 1394 nucleotides. RefSeq names its product chaperonin 10-like protein. Gene Ontology annotation, molecular function: zinc ion binding; oxidoreductase activity. NCBI's taxonomy places the organism in Eukaryota, Fungi, Ascomycota, Sordariomycetes, Hypocreales, Nectriaceae. Bases 231 to 1286 code for a protein of 351 amino acids. The transcript has 3 exons. The record is from RefSeq and is a predicted model, not a curated record.
AGCACAGCCAUUCGGUUUCUAGAUAAUGAUAUUUCGGCAUUUGGUCGCGGCAUCCGGGAUUUAGAUUAAACAUAUCUCACUUUUAUUACUGGUAUGCCUGCCACUUGAAACUUCAGUCACUUAGCAUUCUCGAUAUCCAACUCGAGCUAGAGACAAUCUUCUUCGACCACAUUCAGUCUCAGCACGAUUAAAAUAGCUCUAAUCCAGUGGUGCCGAACAUAUGGGGGACAAUGGUUGACGAACCCUACCAUCGGGUAGCUACCGUGGUUCGCUCGGAUAAAGGCUUCCAGUUCAAGAUCAACUCAGUUCCCAUCCCCAAACUCCAGCCAUGGGAAGUUCUCGUCAAACUAUCUGCUACCGGUGUCUGCGGCACUGAUAUGGCCCUUGCAGGUGGUUACCUCGGUCCAUGCCGUGAGGUUCUUGGCCACGAGGGCGUGGGCCGCAUUGUGCAAGUUGGCUCUGGAAUAGAUCCUAGUUCUGUCAAGAUUGGAGACCGAGUUGGCAUUGCUUGGGUAAGAGACGUCUGUGGUCGAUGUAACUGCUGUCGUGAGCCCGGCGGCGAGGUUCGCUGUUUAGAGCAGCAGAAUUCAGGACGAAAGUGGGAUGGAACAUUUGCUGAACACUGCAUUGUACCAAGUCGUUAUGUCCUCACAAUUCCGGACUCGGAUGAACUCCCGGAUGAGCUGGUUGCACCGACAUUGUGCGGCGGCGUUACUGCAUACAAAGCACUCAAGGCUUGUGGAGCGACACCAGGAGAAUGGGUUGCUAUAGUCGGAGCUGGUGGUGGUGUUGGUGGUUUGGGGGUUCAGUAUGCGAAAGCCAUGGGAUUCCGUGUUGCUGCUGUUGAUAUUGGACCUGCAAGAGAGUCUUGUAUCAAGAUGGGAGCGGAUGCAUACUUUGAUGGAGCAUCGCCUGAUACACCGGCGGAACUGAGGAAGCUUACUCCCAAUGAAGCUGGAGCCAAGGCCGUUAUCGUCACCGCAGGGUCAGGUCGAGCUUAUCAAAACGCUAUUGAUCUAGUUGCAGUAUUUGGCACUCUGGUCUGCGUUGGUAUUCCCCCACCAGAUCAAGCCAUGAACCUGCAUCCACUUACUCUCAUUGACCGUGGCAUCAAUCUGUUGGGAACGUUGGUGGGAACACGAACGGAAACACUGGAAGCUCUCGAGUUCGUACGGAGGGGCGUGGUAAAGCCUAUAGUGGAGUCAGUGGGCUUCGAUGAGCUGGACGAUUUGGUCAAUCGGUUCUCCAAGACGUCGGGAAAACUGGUCAUUCAAUUCACAUCAUAGUGUUCUGUUCUUGGCUGAUAUGCAGUUCCGCGGUGACCAUACAAGUGGAGUACAAGUAUUAUUAGAGGAUACAGUAGAUAGUGCAAUACGAGCCAAAUUCAUCCAAAC